CAAAGCGGCCAUGUUAGCUACUCAUGGUUUUGUUCAGCGGCUAAGAGGCGCUGAAGCGCCCGCUCACGGCGGAGGGGACGACGAGGAGGCGCGGGAGGAGGCGCCGUCCCCGCGGCGCAGGCGGCUCUGAGGCUUGGCGACGCCGCCCGGGGCCCCGCGCCAGGCCCGAGCCAGGGAGCGCCGCGCCCGGCGCCUCGUCUCCCGCCGCUCCCGGCGCCGCUCCGCCCCCGAGGCUGAUGGCGGCGGCCGCGCGGAGGGAGCUGGCUCAGGGCAGUGUGACCUUUGAAGAUGUGGCCGUGUACUUCUCCUGGGAGGAGUGGAGUCUCCUUGAUGAGGCUCAGAGAUGCCUGUACCAGGAUGUGAUGCUGAAGAACUUGGCACUGAUAACCUCCCUGGAUUGUUGGCAUGGAGCAGAAGAUGAGGAGACACCAGCUGAGCAGAGCAUUUCUGUACAAGGAGUGUCACAGAUCAGGACUCCCAAGGCAGGUGUGUCUCCCCAGAAUGCCCAGCCUUGUGAAAUGUGUGGCCCGGAAUUGAGAGACAUUUUCCACUUGACUGAGCACCAGGAAACACAUUGUUGGCAGAAGCUGUACAGGAUGGGGGCAUGUGAGAAACAGUUGUAUUUCAGUGCAAAACUUCAGCCCCAGAAGCAGCACACUGGAGAGAAGUGCUUCAGAAGCAACAUGGGCAGAGCCUCAUUUGUGAAGGACUACAAAUUCUGUGUGUCAGGGAAGCCCUUUUCCUGUGAGGAGGUUGUGAGGGACAUCGUGGCUAGCUCAGGAUUUCUCCAGUGUCAGGCCACACACACCAGGGAAAAGUCAAAUAGGAGAACUGAAUGUGGGGCAGCCUUUCAUAAGGGAAACACUCAGUACACCUCUGGAGAACGCACAAAAGACUUUGAUUGCAAACACACACUUGUUCAGCACCAGAGAGUCCUCACUAGAGAAAAAAACUACAUGUGCAGCGAAUGUGGGAAAUCUUUUAGCACGAGCUACAGCUUCAGUGACCAUUGGAGAGUUCACACUGGGGAAAGGCCUUAUGAGUGUGGGGAGUGUGGGAAAUCCUUUAGGCAAAGCUCUAGCCUCAGUCAACACCGGAGAGUUCAUACAGGAGCAAGGCCUCACGAGUGUGAUGAAUGUGGAAAAUCAUUUAGCAACAAAUCCAACCUGAUUAAACACAGGAGAAUUCACACUGGAGAAAGGCCAUAUGAGUGUAGUGAAUGUGGGAAAACCUUUAGUGAAAGCUCUGCACUCCUUCAACACCAGAGUGUUCACACUGGAGAAAGGCCUUAUGAGUGUAGUGAGUGUGGGAAAUUCUUUACCUACCACUCCAGUCUCAUUAAACACCAGAGAGUUCACUCUGGAUCAAGGCCCUAUGAGUGCAGUGAAUGUGGAAAAUCCUUUACUCAAAACUCCAGCCUCAUUGAGCACCGUAGGGUUCAUAGUGGAGAAAGGCCUUAUAAAUGCAGUGAAUGUGGGAAAUCAUUUAGCCAAAGCUCUGCGCUUCUUCAGCAUCGGAGAGUUCACACUGGAGAAAGGCCUUAUGAAUGCAGUGAAUGUGGGAAGUUCUUUACUUACAGCUCCAGUCUCUUAAAACACCAGAGAGUUCACACUGGAUCAAGGCCCUAUGAGUGCAGUCAAUGUGGGAAAUCGUUUACUCAAAGCUCCAGCCUUAUUAAACACAGGAGAGUUCACACUGGAGAAAGGCCUUAUGAGUGCAGUGAAUGUGGGAAAUCUUUUAGCGACAGCUCUGGUCUCAUUAAACAUCGAAGAGUUCAUGCUGAUAAAGGCCUGAUGAAUGCAGUGAAUCUGGGAAAUUGUUUAGCCACAGCUCCAAUUUCAGUAAUCACUAGAGUGUUCAAACUGGAGAAAGGCUUUGUGAGUAUUUGAAUGUGGGGAAUUUAGCUACAAUACCAGGCUCCUAAACACUAUAACUUCACAUUGGACAAAGGCCCUAAUGAGUGUGGCAAAUGUGGGAAAUCGUUUAAGCCAAGUCUAACUUCAUUACACCCCAGAGACUUCACAGUGGAGAAAAGCCUCAUAAGUGCAGUGAAUGUAAAAAAGCUUUCAGCUAAAGGACUUGCCUCAUUGGAUGCCACAAGUUUCAAGUGAGAGAACUACCAUAAAUGUACGGGUAUAUACUAUUUCCUUGUUCAGUGCAACAGCACUGAAGGAGGGCCCUUAGGAAGGUGCCGUUUACCUGUAUUGAACCCUCAUCUAUCCAAAUGUCCAUGUAAAUUCCAGGUAUGUGGGAGCUGCAUUGCACUUUUUAACCUGACCAGGGCCAUUGCCAGAUUUAUGUCACUACCACUUCUGUAGCAGAGGCCGUUUUACCUCUUCCACCUGGUAGGUGCCCACAGUGGGCAACAUUCAUCCUUCUCAGGGUCUUCAGGGACGUAAAGACAAGUGUUCUCCCCCCUUGGCGGGACAAUUCGUGAGUAGCCUGAGCAUUUAUACUUUGCCCAAUUUUUUUCUCCUCUGCUGAGUUAGGGCGUAGACCUUACCCACUUUUGGCCUAGAGGACUCUGUUGGUGAUUUGGAAAGAUGGACUACAUUUUUCAGGAUAUUAUUGGUCCCAUGAGACUCUAGUGAUGGAAUUUUCUAGUUUCCAAAUAACCAACCUGAGAAUAGUCUGCCUCCCAUUGCUCUUGUUUGUCUGAUAAUAAAGGUCUUAUUGUUUCAGCCAG
Messenger RNA from Equus quagga, 2686 nucleotides. Its product is annotated as zinc finger protein 154-like. NCBI's taxonomy places the organism in Eukaryota, Metazoa, Chordata, Mammalia, Perissodactyla, Equidae. The record is from RefSeq and is a predicted model, not a curated record. Gene Ontology annotation, biological process: regulation of immune system process; negative regulation of transcription by RNA polymerase II; regulation of cytokine production.